AUGAAAUAAAGACCUACAACUGCCAAAAUACCAAUAAAUUUAGACUCUAAUGAAAUUCAAUAAUUAUACGAGCUUGAUAGUAAUUCACAUUGAGUUGAACUAGGUCGUUAAUAUUAAUUAAUUGGAAGUAAUCUUUCUCAUUUUGUCAUCUUAAGUGAAUUAGGCAAGGGUUCAUUUGGUGUAGUCUAUAAGGUCAAAUCUACAUAAGAUGGACUGAUCUAUGUCUUAAAGAAGAUUAAUCUGACUCAUCUUAAACCAAAACAUUAAGGUAUGAUGAUUUCAGAUUUUAAGCUGAAGCAUUAAAAGAAGCAUAACUUCUACGCAAACUAAAACAUCCAAAUAUUAUUACAUAUUAUGUAAGUUUCAUUGAAUAAGACAAUCUUUGUAUUAUUAUGGAAUAUGCAGAAGGAGGUGAUCUUUAGAAAGUACAUAAUAAUAUUAAUUAGUUACUCAAAGAAUAUAAGGAAAAAAGAAAAAGCUUUAAAGAAACUACUAUCUGGAAAAUUAGUAAAGAACUAACUCAAGCUAUAUAACAUUUACAUGAUAAUAAUAUAAUUCAUAGAGAUAUAAAGAGUCUCAAUGUUUUUCUGACUAAAGAUAAACAUGUGAAAUUAGGUGAUUUAGGAGUUUCUAAAAUAUUUAAUUCUGAAAUUGCCUUAAAUGGAACUCGUGUUGGUACUCCAUUAUAUCUAGCACCAGAGCUUGUUUAACAUGAGCCUUAUGAUUAUAAAGUAGAUGUUUGGGCUCUUGGUUGUAUUAUAUUUUAGCUAGCUACUCAUGAACCACCAUUUUAAGGAGAUAAUCUAAUAGCUUUAGGUUAUAGUAUUGUAAACCAUCCACCAAAACAUUUACCUUCAUAAUAUACUAAUUGUAAAUUACUUAAACCUAUCUUUAAGAAUUAUCCUAAUUCAUUUCUAAAUUAUUAGAAAAAAACCCAUAGCAUAGACCAACCAUAUCAUAAAUUAAUAAUCUAUUCUUUUAAUAAUAAUGUUAAUAAUAAACAAAGUAUCUAAUUUUAAUAUAAAACAAGCUAAACUUAAGCUCACUCUUAAUCUAUUCCAAUCAAAAAUUUAAAGCAUUUCUCUAGACCUUCGACUGGCAAUCCCAAUCAAUAAAUUACCACUUCAAAUAUAUUAGAAAUCGAUAAAAUUAAUAAAAUAAAGAGAUCUAUUUUAUAAGAAGACAGUAAUUCUGAUAAUCUUUAGAAUUAUGAAUAAAUUAAUCAAAGUUAAAAAUAGUUGGAAUCUGAUAAAAUACUUAAAGCUUAAUAACAUUUUAAAAUAAUUCAAAAAUAAUAAGAGAAAUUAGAAAAAGAAAAAUUUGAAAGAGAAAAAUUAUAACAGGAAAGAUAGAUGAAAAUUGAAAAUUAUGAACAAGCAAAAAUAGAAAAAUAAAAAUAACACUUAUUUCUAUAAAAAGAAGAAUAAAAAUUUAAUAGAAUUGAUAAGUCUUUGAACUAAAAAUAAAUUUAAUUAGAAUCAAAUGAUAAUGAAUAUCUCUUACAAAAACCCAUAUAAUAAUUUCAACAAAAUAACAUUAAACUAAUUGUUGAAGAUUUUGAUAUUAAAUCUUCUAGUGAAGAUCAAAAAUGUUCUCUUUCAGUUGAAAAAAAUUCAUAAUUAAAAAUCAAAUUAUAAAAACACUCAAAUACAUAUUAAUCAAAUAUUUAAAUAAGACCACUUUCUGCAUAAGCAAGAAGUUAAUUUGUUAAUAUCUCAUGCAAAUCAAAAUUAAUUCCAGUAUAGCACAAUAAAUCAGCUCAAGAAACAAAAAAAUUUACUAUUUUAGAUUUAAAUCCAAAAUCUAAUUAAAAUUCAUUUCAUCAAGAAAUAUAAAAUAAUUAACUGUCUAUUAUUAAUUAACCUGAUUCUAAUUCUCAACAAAAUGUCAAUAAAAUUUAUAAUAAAGAGAUUUAGAUUAAUAAAACAAAAGAGAAUAUUCGUCUUAAAAGCACAUUUAUUUUGUAAAAUAUUCAUAAAAAAUUUAAAAAUUCAUCUUAAGAAUAAUGUAAUUAAUAAAUUGUUAAACAUUACACCUUAAAAGACCUAGAAGAGUGA
Molecule: messenger RNA, 2057 nt
Organism: Paramecium sonneborni
Lineage: Eukaryota; Ciliophora; Oligohymenophorea; Peniculida; Parameciidae
Source: the annotation of a GenBank genome assembly